Messenger RNA from Lineus longissimus, 2226 nucleotides. RefSeq names its product tubulinyl-Tyr carboxypeptidase 1-like. The transcript is spliced from 11 exons. The record is from RefSeq and is a predicted model, not a curated record. The coding region runs from base 148 to 1188 and encodes 346 amino acids. Gene Ontology annotation, cellular component: cytoplasm. Gene Ontology annotation, biological process: regulation of angiogenesis. NCBI's taxonomy places the organism in Eukaryota, Metazoa, Nemertea, Pilidiophora, Heteronemertea, Lineidae.
AUUAACGACAGCGACGACAUACAUUGACAACUUGUAAACAAACACAAGAAACAUGACAAAAACUUGCAUAAAUGAGUAGAAAUACUCACACACAAGUUUUAUUCAUGAAAUAAAGUACACUAAAGCCAAUGACAGUGUUCCUAGGCCAUGAUGGAAGACGCUGUAAGAGAAGACAACGGGGUGCUGUUCUGGAUCAAUCGGUCUGGAUUCCCGCUGGAAGACAUGCCAUGGGAGCGCAUGUGGGAACAUGUGUCAAAGAUUCAUCCUGAUGGCCACAACAUAGUUGACAAAAUCCGGAAGACCGGCAAUCUAAAAUCGGUUCCUGUACCUCAGGCACCUCUCAAUUUUCCACCAAAUGCUUCCGUCCCAGAUCGAGUCAAUUCCGUCCAGAAGUAUAUGAAAGCACUUCAGUACAAUCAUACGGGAACACAAUUCUUUGAAAUUCGAAAAAAUCGUCCAAUAUCAGGGUUAAUGGAUUGUGCAAGGGACAUGAUCAAAGAUAGUCUACCCAUCAAAUGUCUGGAAGCUGUGAUACUUGGAAUAUUUUUAACUAAUGGAAUACCAGGGUUAGAGCGAUUCAUGAUAAGCUUUAAGUCAUGUUUUUCAGGCAACUAUCAUCGACAUGUUGUCUUAGGGUUGUACUACACUGGUAAAUUUGGUGCUAUUGGUAUGAGCAGGAGAGAUGAUCUCAUGUAUAAGCCACUGAAAUUCAAUAGUUUGACGAGUCUGAUCCUAGAUUUUGAAUCCUCGUAUAAUCGAUAUUGGCACGAAGUGAAGAAAGUAAAGAUUGGACUUCCCAUUCCUCAUGAUCCACAUAGUUACGAGCAGGUCUCUUGGAAGUACCUCACCCUGAAUAUACCGAAAUUGAAUAAAAGUGAAUUACACAAGGAACUGGAAAAACAUUCGAAGGAAGUUCGAUCUCAGUGUCGAUUACGUGAAGUCUAUGUUACUAAAAACCCAACGAAGGUGAAAGGCACAGGAGGUAGUAAUUAUUCCCCACCAAAGUUAGUUAUGCCUUCAUCACCCAAGAAAGAAGCUUCAUUUGUGCCAAGUCGUAGAGACUCACCAAUGGAGAGGAGGAGAUCAAAGUCCGAAGUCAAGUCCACAUCUACAAUAAAAGUAAAGCCAGCAAAGGAUAGAGAAGGGACAAAGUCAACAGAUCCAGUCGAAUAUCAGAUUAGAAUUUGAUUGAGCAUUUACCAAUUGCAUAAGGACUGAAUGACUGAUUGCCUCUUACAGGCACAGACUUUGUGUUGUUCAUUUCAUUCAUUCAAUGGAGAUGUGGAUACUGAGUAUCACAGUUUGAAUAAGGAGAAGCUGCAGUGUAAAAAGGAAUAAGCAAUAGGUCUGUGCCUUUCUUGAAACUAAAAGUGAUCUCUUUGGCGUGCAAAGCAAGUAAUUUGCCUCAAAACCAUCUGACUGAGAUAAAGGUAGACUGCUGUCAAGGGUGUCUUGUUCGACCCAAUUACAUUUAGCUGUUGGGAGGACCUCCCCUUGCCCUUGUCUCUCCCGUUGGACUGUUUGAAAUGUUUUAUCUUGUGACCUUGUCCUCUCCUUACUGCACAGUAAAGUUUGAGUCAUCCUUGUGAUUCUGGAACUGCAGUCAUUCAGACUAAUUACUUGAAAUUUGUCAGACAAAAUAAGUUUUCAAACAAAUUACUGUAAAGUUGUGAGACAAAAAAUUACUGGGAGGUUGUCGGACAAAUUACUGGAAGGUUGUUGGACAAAUUACUGGAAGGUUGUCGGCCGAAUUACUGGAAGGUUGUCGGCCGAAUUACUGGAAGGUUGUUGGACAAAUCACUGGAAGACUGUCAGAUAAAUUACUGGAAGGUUGUUGGGCAACUUAUUGGAAGGGUGUCAGACAAAUUACUGGAAUGUUGUCAGACAAAUUACUGAAAAGUUAUGGUACAAAUUUCUGAGUCGUCGGACAAAAGGUUGGAAGGUUGUCUGAUGACUUAAAUACCAUACUGGGACUUUGUCUAUCAAAUUAUCGAAAAUUUGUGGGACAAAUUGCUGGAACUUUGUUGGACGAAUUCCUGGAAAUUUGUCAGACAAAUUACUGGAAGUUUGUCAGACAGAUUGCUGGAAAGUUUUUCCUUUUUGGUGCAUUAUUAAUUUCCCAUAUUUUGAGCGCCCUGAACUGCAUCUUAUUUUGAUGAAACACCAUGUGAGUAUCUUGUGCCAGUACUGAAUUAGAAUGUAAAUAAAGAAUAUUUAUAUAUCUUA